Sphenostylis stenocarpa is the source of this 681-nucleotide messenger RNA. Lineage: Eukaryota; Viridiplantae; Streptophyta; Magnoliopsida; Fabales; Fabaceae. The record is from the annotation of a GenBank genome assembly.
AUGGCUCGAGGAAAGAUCCAGAUCAAGAGGAUAGAGAACACCACCAACCGCCAAGUCACUUACUCUAAACGACGCAAUGGCCUUUUCAAGAAGGCCAACGAGCUCACCGUUCUCUGCGAUGCCAAGGUUUCUAUUAUUAUGUUCUCCAGCACUGGCAAGCUCCACGAGUACAUUAGCCCCUCCACCUCAACAAAACAGUUCUUCGAUCAAUACCAGAUGACUCUAGGAGUUGAUCUCUGGAACUCUCACUACGAGAAUAUGCAAGAGAACUUGAAGAAACUCAAGGAGGUCAAUAAGAAUCUUCGCAAGGAGAUAAGGCAGAGGAUGGGAGAUUGUCUAAUCGAUCUGAACAUGGAAGAUCUCAAGCUCCUCGAGGAAGAAAUGGACAAGGCUGCCAAGGUUGUUCGUGAGCGUAAGUAUAAGGUGAUAACAAAUCAGAUUGACACCCAAAGGAAGAAGUUUAAUAACGAGAAAGAAGUGCACAACAGACUCCUGCGUGACUUGGAAGCAAGAGCGGAAGAUCCACGCUUUGCAUUGAUAGACAACGGAGGAGAGUACGAGUCUGUGAUCGGAUUCUCAAAUUUAGGUCCACGCAUGUUUGCCUUGAGCCUACAGCCAAGCCAUCCUAGUGCUCAUAGCGGACCACCCUCUGAUCUCACCACUUACCCCCUACUUUUCUAG